Trichomonas vaginalis G3 is the source of this 291-nucleotide messenger RNA. RefSeq names its product transcriptional coactivator Pc4, Chain A domain-containing protein. Gene Ontology annotation, biological process: positive regulation of transcription initiation by RNA polymerase II. The transcript has a single exon. Gene Ontology annotation, molecular function: DNA binding; transcription coactivator activity. Lineage: Eukaryota; Parabasalia; Trichomonadida; Trichomonadidae. Bases 1 to 291 code for a protein of 96 amino acids. The record is from RefSeq and is a predicted model, not a curated record.
AUGGCUGAAAAAGGCCUUGAUAGCUACUCAGUUCAAGAAAAGAAGGAGACAUCCUACGUCUUUCCUUUAUCUGAUGAUGAAAAAGCAAAGAAGCGUAUCCAAGUCCAUAAAUUCAAGGGAAAAAUUUUGUUUGACAUCAGGGAACUUUACUGCAAGGAUGAUGAAUGGCUUCCUGGCAAGAAAGGAAUUUCAUUACGUGUUGAAGAUUUCAAGAAACUCAAAGAAUUAAUGCCAUUAGUAGAAGAAGCCAUUGUUGCUCUUGGUGGUAACCUUGAUGACGACAGUGAGUAA